Messenger RNA from Aphanomyces invadans, 1448 nucleotides. RefSeq lists its product as hypothetical. The coding region runs from base 10 to 1269 and encodes 419 amino acids. NCBI's taxonomy places the organism in Eukaryota, Oomycota, Saprolegniomycetes, Saprolegniales, Verrucalvaceae. The transcript has 2 exons. The record is from RefSeq and is a predicted model, not a curated record.
CUUUCAAGCAUGGGCAGCGCCGACAGGAUGCGAGCGGUGGCUCUGUGGACCUUGUGCAUGAUGGCGAGCGCGGCGCGUGCCGCCUUUAACGUAUCGGCAUUGCCACCACUACCAUCGAGGUUUCCUACGUACGACUACCCGUCGAACUUGGAUCUUUCCCAUGCGUUUCCAGUCGAUGUGAAAAAGGGACGAGACCUAUUGCUGCCUCUCGCUCCGUUGCACCAUGUCCUGUUCCCGGCAGUCGAUCCUGGCGGAAACGUGUCGCUAGGAGUGUCGUUGAGCGCAUGUGCAGGUUCGAUGUAUGUGUCGCUUGUCACGGUCGACAACGUUGUGUUCCCACUGUCCACGUCCGCCGAUCAAUGCUACACGUUCGUCAAGGAGGCCAGCGUACUCCCGUCGACUCUGCCGAGCAUGUGCCCGCAGUACCAUGACCGAGACGGUCAAUUCUACACCCUCGACCCGUACACGAUCCAAGGAGUGCUCGUCAUGGCCGACGUGGACGACGAUGUAUGCGUUUCCGUGUCGUUCUCAUCGUCCCUUACGUUUCCCACUGGAUUCGCUCGCAUGUUCAAGGCGGACGCAUCGCCCAACAUGACGCUGGAUGCGCCGUCGGCCGUGAUGUCGUUUGAAGCGCCGACAGUAGUCACAACUGCCUUGAACGAAUCGACUUGCGACGAUUGCUCGUACGACGUGUACUUUUCGCCGGCGCAGUCGUCGUCCGCUGUGCCUCCCGUCCUUCCAUCGAUGUGUCUGUAUGCGUCCAACAUGGAACGCAAGACUCUUGCCGACUCGUCGGGCGGCCAUUCCGGGCGCAUCCUCGACCUCCAUCGCUCGUUCGACGAAGGCUGGUACCAUAUCUACUUGAUCGCGACCAUUCCUGGCAUGUCUCGGCCAUCCAUGUUUGUCUACACCCCAACCACCGUCUUCCUUUCUCGGUCCAUCGCUUGGACGAGUGCGUGCCCAAAUGCCGCUUUCACUCGAUUGAGGGUCGUUGUAGGCAUCGUCGUGAUUUGCGUCGUGGCGGUGGCUGCAGUCGGUACACUGUGGCUUGGACUUGCCCGCCACAUGCGGCGCAAACGAAGCCGCUUCCCAUCAAGUCCCCAUUUGCCCGUGCCGCCAACGCCGUACGACAAUUCGGACGAGACCGCCAGCCUCCUGGCCAAAACCACAGCGUACCAUCCCGUUGAGGACGGCGGCGACAGCAGCGACGACGAUGAUCCGCGGUUCGACGUCCAUGGCUACCAAAACAUUGGACACGUCACAGUCUAGAUUACGCCCGUCCUUCGGUGGCAUCCCCUGUAACACAAUGGGAUUGAAAUUGUCCUUGCCGUGAUGCGCGACCCUCCAUCACGCGAUUGCCUUGCAUGGAAAUGCGUUGGCUCGGCCUCUCUCACGCAUUGUUGCCAUGAAGGAAUCGAGUGGCUUAAACGUGCCGCCAUAUCUACGCA